GUACAUACGAAAUACAUCCAUCACACGAAAAACAUCCCUUCACACAAAAACAACUACACUUCAAGGAGCCGCUCGCAAAGGUGGGCGAAUGCCCGAAUAAUUGACCGCCCAAUAUGGAUCCGCCCUCAGUCAACCUCAAGGCUUUAACAAACAAACCCAAUGGGUCGAUACCAACCAAAGAUUCAGACGACAUUCGCGAUUCCUUCUUCAAAAGUGUGCAAUGGUCCGCUGAUGGCACAACCCUCUUUACGUCAUCCUUCUCCAACCGAAUAAGCACCUUUGUCCUCCCCGAGACCCUCCUCCAACCGCGCGAGUCUCCCGUAGAACUCAUCGCCCACAGCACCCGCACCCUCCCCGAACCGACCAGCGCCAUUGCCCCGUGCCCUUACUUCGCCCUGGAACACCCCUCCACCCAGACCCUCCUCACAGCCAGCACCGACCACCCAAUCCACCUCCACCACGCCUUCCUCCCAUCACCAUCGUCACCAUCACCACCACCGCCCAACCCUCAAUCCGACGACCAAAACCAAGACAACGCAGACGACCACACCACCACACCACCCCACCCCACCCCCACCCGGACCCAACAACAACCCCCGCCCCUCGCCUCCUUCCGCCUAAUCAAGCACGAGACGGAGGCCUACCUCCCCAUCGCCUCGCUGAUCUGGCCCGCGCCGGGCACGCACUUCGUCGCGGGCACCGCCAACCGCAUCGCCCUCUUCGACGUCUCGCGGCCCGACGCCCUCACGCCGGACCCGCUGCUCUCCAUCGCCACCAUCCCCUCCACGCGCCACCUCGCCAAGGGCGGCGGCGUCGGCAUGAGGGGCACCGUCUCGGCGCUGGCGGCGCAGCCGAUGGCUGCUGCUGCCGUUGGGGGUGGUGGUGAUGGUGGGGGGUGGGGUUUGUUGGCGGCGGGGACGUGGACGCGGAAUUUGGGGCUGUACGAUCUUGUGCGCAGCGGGGAGUGCGUGGCGACGUGGAGCGCGGCGGGCGCGGCGAAGGAGGCUGGGAUUGGGGGUCGCGGGGUGAUGCAGACGGUUUGGUCGCCGUGCGGGCGGUAUUUGGUGGUGAAUGAGAGGGGCGCCACGGGGCUGCUGGUGUAUGACCUGCGGGGCACGCAUCGGCUGCUGGGGACGCUCGAGGGGAGGGGUGGGAUGACCAAUCAGCGGCUGAGCUGUGAUGUGUUUCCGGGGACGGAGAGCGCGGGAGGGUUUGAGGUGUGGGCGGGGACGAAGAAUGGGGGUGUGGUUGUUUGGGAGGGUGUCGGGAACCAGGAGGGUGCUGUUCAGCCGUCCUGGGACUGGAAAGCUCAUGAGUCGGCGGUUGGCGCUACGGCGAUGCACAUGAGCGGGUCGGUUGUGGCGACCUGCUCUGGAGCGUGGAAAUUUGUCGAUGACGACAGCUCUGAUACUUCCGAUGAGUCCGGUUCGGAGACGAGAGGGCCACGACGCAACAGCUCGAAACCCCGGGUGGUGGUUGAGGAGACUAGCGUCAAAGUAUGGAGUCUUGGACCAAGCAUCUCGUCUCCGGCUGAGGGAGGAAACGCCGAGGGCGGUGACGAUGAAACAUGACGGCAGUCGCUGCGCUGUCCAUCAGCGGAACAUAUUUAAUUGCUUGCACUCUUUUUGGUACUUUGAACGACCAGUUUCCAGAGCGA
This is a messenger RNA of Chaetomium fimeti, 1657 nucleotides long. RefSeq lists its product as uncharacterized. The record is from RefSeq and is a predicted model, not a curated record. The transcript has 3 exons. The coding region runs from base 114 to 1571 and encodes 485 amino acids. Gene Ontology annotation, molecular function: protein binding. NCBI's taxonomy places the organism in Eukaryota, Fungi, Ascomycota, Sordariomycetes, Sordariales, Chaetomiaceae.